CCGAAAGCGCGGAAGGCCCCCGACGGCGUCCCAGGAGCCGGGCUGGCGCCUCAGCGGCCGGGAGGGAGGCCCCCAGGAUGGCGAUGCUGGCGGAGCCCCGUAGAAGGCAGAAGUGGUCUGUGGAUGCACGAAACAGUGCUUGGAGUAAAGAUGAAUCUAAAUUUGGCCAGAAGAUGCUGGAAAAGAUGGGCUGGUCCAAAGGAAAGGGUCUUGGGGCUCAGGAACAAGGGAAUACAGAACAUAUCAAGGUUCACGUGAAAAACAACAUGCUGGGGUUAGGAGCAACCAUCAAUCACGAGGACAGCUGGAUUGCUCAUCAGGAUGACUUCAACCAGAACUGAAUGAUUGCCAUGGACAGGGUGAAACAGCUGCAAUGUCAAGACACAGGGUGGUGUAGAGAACCAGUUCUCUACAUGCAGUUUUGUCUCAACAUUGCUGCUGCUGCUGCAAAGCCGCUGCUGCCAAGGCGCAUCGGGCAAUGCCGCACCGGGGCCCCCAGGAGCCGUCCGCGAGGUAAACAACCUCGUGCACCUGCACGAGGUAAAAAGGGCGCGAAAAGGGCAGAAGGUCAUCUCUAGGGCACGGACUGCACGUACUCAUUUGCCAUCUGCACAUGAGCAGGAGUCCCCAGAUGCCCCAGCCCGUUUCUGGAAGGUUCCGAGAGGGCGGACUGCGCAUGACAGUUAAUCUGCAUGGGAAGCGAGGAAGCACCUCCCAGAGGUGGGGCAAGAACCUAUAAAAACUGCAGACUGUGUGAAUGGGGGGGUGGGGGGCUUGCUUGGGACGACUGAAGAACUCGAGCGGAGUCAGCAGAACCAGAUGGGAGCUUCCCGCCUCUGCCCCCCACCCCCGCCGCCGCCGAGACUCCCAAGAGAAGAGGACCAAUGGGACGCUGCUGGAUCCACGGGUGGUGAUAUCUGUCUUUCCCUCUCUCUCUCUCUCUCUCUCUCUGUCUUCCCCUUUUCCUCUCUUUUUCCUAAACGUGUGACGCGAGACGUGUCUAGUUAGUUGAUUCCAUUUUGCCUUAAUAAAUCUUAAAAGUGGU
Messenger RNA from Dromaius novaehollandiae (emu), 1045 nucleotides. Its product is annotated as PIN2/TERF1-interacting telomerase inhibitor 1-like. The record is from RefSeq and is a predicted model, not a curated record. The transcript has 5 exons. Gene Ontology annotation, molecular function: telomerase inhibitor activity; nucleic acid binding. Lineage: Eukaryota; Metazoa; Chordata; Aves; Casuariiformes; Dromaiidae. Bases 78 to 341 code for a protein of 87 amino acids. Gene Ontology annotation, cellular component: nucleolus.